Messenger RNA from Archocentrus centrarchus (flier cichlid), 4387 nucleotides. It is a transcript of the gene cfap206, whose product is annotated as cilia and flagella associated protein 206. The record is from RefSeq and is a predicted model, not a curated record. Lineage: Eukaryota; Metazoa; Chordata; Actinopteri; Cichliformes; Cichlidae. Gene Ontology annotation, biological process: regulation of flagellated sperm motility; sperm axoneme assembly; regulation of cilium beat frequency. The transcript is spliced from 12 exons. The coding region runs from base 292 to 2031 and encodes 579 amino acids. Gene Ontology annotation, cellular component: ciliary basal body; axoneme.
CCUCGGUACUUGUUGUUGUUGUUGUUUACAGUGUAGAUGUCUCAGGCUCGUGCGGAAAGCCUGCUGAAAAGCAUAACGGGGCACAUAGUGCAGCAGUGUGCAGCGAGGGGCCAUGCGGUAUCAGAGCCUCUGGCAGCUUUUAUGGUCGGUAAAGCCAGGUCACUGUGUCGGUUUGAAUGAUCGGCCCAAUCACAGAGCUUCCAGCAGUAGGAGGAGGUAGAAGCUUCAGCCACCAGCUCCCACUGUGGGCUCAGACACCCUUCAGACUUUAAAUGCUGCUAUAGACUAACAAUGGAAGUGCCAGGUCACAGCAUCUCAGGGUGUGAUGUUCAGCUGUGUCUGGAUAAACUCUGGGAAGAGUGCAGCCCAUCCCUCGACACAAUCAAAAUGCAGCUGUAUUUUGAAAUGAAUUAUGCUUCUCGACGUGAGUUUUUUGAGGUUAUACACCAGGCAGAAGAGUCCAAGCUGAGCCCACUCUGCAGAGAGAUCACUGACAGCAGGGGGAAAACAAGGGGGGACUUAGACGCCCUGUACCGGAAAAUUGUCACCUAUAUCCUGCUGCGCUCUGCCAUGGGUUCGCCUACAGAUACCAACACUGUGGAAGAGGCUACAGCUGUCCUACAGAGCAUCUUCCCUCAGACUGAACUGGGAGCCUUUAUGGGGCUCUUAAAGAGGGACCAGGAGCAACAGCUCGAUGAGCUCACCAUGAUUGUCACCGGGAUCCGACUCUUCAAUGAAGCCAGCAAGAGGGGAGAAGAGGAGGUCAACAUCCAUGAACUAAUGCCUGCAGCUCUUAAAGGAGCUCUUGCAGUCACCAGUGAGAGGAUAGAAAACGAGCUGCGUGUGACACAGACUCUGGUGUACAAAUAUACCGCGGUGCUGGAGAGGCUAACAAACCCUGAGGUUCAGCUGGGUCAGGCUGACGUGCCCGUCGCUCUGCUCAGAGAGGCGCUGUACAAUGUCAGACAGCACGAGGUUUUCCUCAAAAUGUUACAGGCUGAUGCGUAUUUCUGUGCUAAGCGUGUUGAAAUCCUGCAGCGUGAGGUCUCGUCACAGAUGAAGCUGCUGAAAGAAGCGAUGCAGGCAAAGAUGGCGGUACCAACUGCGAAAGUUUUUCCACUAUUCAAGAUGCUGUCUAAGUUAUGGUCUGGACUUCGGGAUGAGGGCGAGUUGCUGAACAUCCUCAAUAACAUCAUGCUCAGUCUCCAGCCCUUCCUUGGCUCCCAGGCUCAGAUUUUCUCUGAAGCUUAUCUGGACAGUAUGCUGGAGGACUCGGAGGUGAAGACAGAUGAACAGAGAAUGCUUGAGUCUUCAGAUGACCGCAUUGAUCCAGUUCAGCUAAAGACUCAGGAAUGGCUUUUUCCUGAAACAACAGCCAGUUUUAAUGAGCUCCCCCUCCAAUAUAAUGGACUCUGUGGCUACACGCUUGUGAACAGAGAUGGCCUUCUACUUCCAGGUAAUCCAAACAUUGGAGUCCUGAAACACAAGGAGAAGCUCUAUGUUUUUACCUCCAAAGAAGCUGCUGUGAAAUUUGCCUUCAGUCCAGACAGCUUUGUCAGUGAGGUGGCAGAAAAAGCCAAAUUCUUCCCUGAACUCAUUCAUCUCCUCAAACUCCAACAGUUUUCCUGUCUCAGUCUGUGCUCUGAGGUGACCACACUCUUUUCGAUGCAGCCAAGGGAGGGUUUAGUGGUGAAGCCCAUUAUAAAAUGUGAGAGUGGCACUCAGACUGAAAUUCACCCUGUGGAGAAAAACAUCGUGAAGUCAUACGAGUGGAAUGAGUGGGAGCUUAGACGAAAAGCUCUCAAACUGGCUGAUCUUCUCUCCAGAGUUACAGUUUCAGUGCAGACUGACCUGAGCCACAUGAGGCGGGAAAAUGCCACUCAGACAUGGCUUCCCAGGAAUGCUGCCUGUCAAAGCAAGCGAGAGGGUGCGAGCAACGUGCCCAAACCUCAGACCUAUGUGGCAGGUCUGAGGGGACAGAGGGGUGCACAUGUGGUCAAAGCAAAUCUGACCAGACCCGUGGAUGAUUAAAGACAUUUAACCAAAUAAAAGUUGAUGUAGGAAUAUUUUUGUUUUUACGCUUUUUUUUUUCUUUUCCCAGCAGUGCUGUGUUGUGUUUACACCACUUGACCUCAGGCUGCAGUAACCUGCAGUCUACAUUACAGUCAUGUGAAAAAGAACAUUCUCACAAUACUCUGUGCAGCCCUGUGAAAAACUAGCACACCGUUACUGCUUCUAUAGGAAAUAAGAUGGUAGGUUCACCGAGGUGCUGCUAAUCAAAUGUACUUGAUUAACGGAUCAUCAGAAAGUGUGGCCCUUUAUUAAAGCUGGUCUGUGUGUUAACACAAUGCCACAAUCUUCAUAGGAGUGGACAUCCCAGCUCACACCACUGUAAGACUGUGCAUUGCUCAGAUUAAUAAAAAAUACCCAAGAGCUACAUCUCUGACUCUACAGCCCUGAGCAGGUUCAAGUUUAUGACAGUACAGUUAGUCUCAUCUCUAUAAAGAACAUGCAGCACAGCUUAGGUUUGCAGAGCUGCAUGUGAAUGAACCACAAGACCUCUGAAGCAGUGACCCGUGUUGGGCCAUAAUGCUCAGUGUAACAUUUGGUGAAAGCCAAACACAGCACAGCACAAACGCCUCAUAGCAGCUGCUGAGCGUGGUGGUGGAUGUUCCAGGUAACUCAUUCAUAAAGAACUGUGUAGAUGACAAAUUCAUUUACAGAAGUUUUUAUGUUAAAAUUCUGGUUAGCUUUUAGGUCACUAUGGUAACAUGGCUGGUUUUAUAUGUAAUUUUUUAUUAGCGCAGAAUAAAGGCUAUGGUUUCCAUUCUUUUAACCCUGUAACAGUGUUUAAUUUCCCUAGUUUGCUUUUGCCCUAGUUUUAUGAUGGGUUUACAGUUUGCAUUUUUAGAUCUUUAGUUAUUUGAGAUAUGUUCUUAAUUAUUGUUUAGUUAUAUUUUGAGUCCCCCGUCUGCACUUCCCAUGUCCUCCUGUUCUGUCGGCGUUCCUGAGUCUUUUUUGUUUCUCAUGUCUUAGUUCCUUGUCUCGUGUCUUGUGUUUAGUUUCACCUCCCGGUGUUUCCCUGUGUGUUUUUAGAUUUCCGUUUUAGAUUCCCUCAGUGUGCCAGUCCCUGUAUGUCAAGUCUGUGUUUGCAUCAUGUUUGGUUACUUCCUGUUUUAUUUUGACAGUCCUUGUCCUGUGUGCUUCGUGUUUAGUUUAGCUUCCCCUUGUCUCCUCUCUGUAGUUGUGUUCAGCUGUGCUCCUCACCUGUUGCUUGUUGCCUGAUUGUCUCUGUGUUUGUCAUGUCAGAACGAUCAUGUUUCUGUUCACAUUUGUAAUUUUGUUCCAGUUCUUGUCAAGUUAAGCUCUAGUUUCCAGUGAGAAUUUCAUGCUGCUGGCACCUGUCCAGUUUUAGUGGUCAAGCAAAUAAAGUUGAAAUCUAAAUUUAGUUUUGUCUGCAUUGGGGUCCUCUACCUUGCCUGCCAAACCUACUGCAUGGCAGCAUUUUACUGUAGCAAUCAAAAUGAAUGUCACAGUUGGGAUAUUCAUGAUGUGAAUAUUUGAGUGAAGAUGAGGCAGAAAGUUUAAGACUCAAAAGCUGAACUGACUGUACUUUAAAGACAGUCUGACCGUAACCUUAAAUUUCAUGUUGAAAUUUGCUCACACAUUGAGAUUCAGUCAUCAAAUGUCAAUAUUUUGAAAGGCAUAGUGUAUGAAAAUGUGGUCUGAAUCUUAAGUUUUCCACUGAAAAUCGUCUAAAUCGUUGUCAGCGGGUCAAUCCAGAACCAGAUCUGCCCAAAGGUAUCACAGGCACCGUAACAGAUCAGUAACUCUGUCCAUUCAGUUCAUAACAGCACCCAGAGAAGGAUCAUGGAUUCAAACUGCAGCAGGCUCGGCUCCGAUCAUUUACAAGCUGAUCCUGUCCAAAUCUGUUUUGGAUCCGUUCAUAGCGUCAUAGUCAUUCUGUCCUCUAUUCCUUAUUUUCAAUUCAGUUUUAUUUAUAGCACCAGAUCACAACAACAAUCGCCUCAUGCUGCUUUCUUAAUUUACUUUAUUUGAAAUCACUUAUCCUUCCAAAACUAUGCUGAAAUAUUUAAAAUCUAUUAAAGCUUAGACAUUUCUUAUAACAUGUUUUCCUUUACUGAUAAAAGACUUGGAAAGCUGCCCAGCAUUUUUUGAGUUAAAUGAAAAACAGUUAUUACAGUUGUUAUUUGCUAACUGUAGCAUGGGAGAUGGGUGGUCUCAUAGGGUGUCUUGAAUUGAAAUCUGCUGCAAUGACCCGGUUACUGCGUUCACCAGACAUCAACACAAUUUCUAUCCGCUCCUCACGUGUUAACCUUUGCGCAUGUCAAUGGCUGUGAACAAAGAGAAACUUGUAAAUAACUCA